AUGUCAUCUGGUGCUGAUGGAUCAGGGCGUUCUGAUAAUGCGGAGGGAUGGACAGUGGUGAUGGGCAAUGAAGCGGGCGAUCUCGAUUCUCUCGCUAGUGCACUCGGAUAUGCUUGGUUGCGCUCCAACACGAGCGGAAAAGUGAUCGCAUACAUCACUACACCUGAAGAUGAUUUCGUCCUUAGAGCAGAGAAUUUGCAUGCCCUUGGUCUUGCUGGAAUCAACUACCCUUUUGAAGAGCUUUAUUGCUCUAGUGAUCUACGAGUGUCCCAGUUCGCACUUGUGGAUCACAACGACCUUCACACUAGAUACGCAUCUCCAACAGCCAGGGUUGUUGCAGUGAUAGAUUACCACGAGGAUGAAGGACAAUACAAGGACACAACCGAUCCCAGGAUAGUCGAACCGGCUGGAAGUUGCUCGUCUCUUGUUGCAAGAGUGUAUCAAUUGUCCCCCAAUCUUUUCAUACCCGCAGAACUGUCGACGCUCUUGCUGAGUGCUAUUUUGAUCGAUACCCAAGGCCUAAAAGAGGGAGGAAAAGCUCUGGAUAUCGACAGGGAGGCAGCUGCGUUUUUAAUUCCCCAGUCCCUUUUAGACACAAUGAACAAGUCUCCGCAUCAUCAGAUAAACAAUCAUCAAUUACCCCCUCCCUUCCAGAAGAAGCUAUCGGUAUCCCAUCUCAGCACGCGGGACUUGUUGUGGAGAGACUACAAGGAGGAAGGGAAGGCGGGAGCAACUUUGGAUAUCAAGGCGGAUGAAGGAAUCGCAGAGAAACUUUGGCAGGGCCUCGAAUCAAGCGAAGAGCUCAAGCUGAAGAGGCUUGAUUUCUCAAAGUUCGGCGCCAACGCGACUGAGGAAUCUGAGGACGAGGAUGCUGAAGAAGUCACGACUGAUGAAGCGCGGUUUGGGGAGUCAUAUGUUACAAAGGCAUACAAGCAGGGUAAUGCGAGCGCGACGAGGAAGCAGACUGCCCCCAUUCUCCGGAGACUUAUGGAAGGGUUAUGA
Suillus subaureus is the source of this 1002-nucleotide messenger RNA. RefSeq lists its product as uncharacterized. The coding region runs from base 1 to 1002 and encodes 333 amino acids. Gene Ontology annotation, molecular function: exopolyphosphatase activity. The transcript is spliced from 5 exons. Gene Ontology annotation, cellular component: cytoplasm. The record is from RefSeq and is a predicted model, not a curated record. NCBI's taxonomy places the organism in Eukaryota, Fungi, Basidiomycota, Agaricomycetes, Boletales, Suillaceae.